AUGACGAAAUUCUGCUCAAAAUCGGGUGUUUUUUGCUGGUCGCCAGAUGGACAGGUAGGGGUUUUGGGGAAUUGUUUUGGAAAUAUCAAUUUUCCAGAUGUCUGGCUCAAAAAUACUGAAAAUUGUGAGAAAUUCACUUUUCAAGGUAAAAAAAAACCAUAGAAAUCUCGAUUUUCUCACCAAAAUCUCUUAAAAAUACCCAAUUUUUCCAGGGUCUUCUUCUAGCCACCGAUUCCACUUUCGAUUACAUUCCCUCCACCUCAAUCCAACAAAAACAACAACACUCCGCAAUUCCGCCCUCCUUCUCUCAGCCAACCCAACAAAAUCAAGGAUUUCAUCAGAUUUUCUGGGCUCAAAAUGGUGUAAUUGGCGGAGCAACGUUGCCCGGACACGUGGCAUUCUACGCGCAAAAUCAGCAAGGAUAUUUCGAGAAACGACACGAGAAUUCGCAAAUUUCGGGAGUUAGCCUAAUUUCGGGCUCAGCGACUGGAAAAUGGUUCAUUUCCGGAGGUUCGCAAGGCGAUGUCUUACUUUGGGAUGCGAUUUUAGGGGUUCCGUAUUCGCCGGGAACUCGCGAAAAUCGAAAUUCGAUCAAGGAUUUGCGAUUCGCUCGCGAUUCCGAUGCGAUUUUCGCAAGUUUCAGCGAAAAUUCGCUAGAAUUUUGGGAUUUGCGACAACAUGGGCGGCCGGUUUUUGCAUUGAACUCCAUUCAAAAUUCGACGAGUUUCUGUUGGGCUCGGAAUUCUGAAAAUGAGGUGUUUUUGGGAUUUGACGAGGGAAUUGUGAGGAAAUUCGAUUCGAGAAUGUUGAGCCAGGCAAUUUUUGAAUUUAGAGGAAAUGAAGGAGCUGUUGAAUCGAUUGAUGUGUGCGUUUUCAAAAAAUGCGAUUUUUUGAGCCUAGAAGAUUCGAGAAUUCUAAAAAUAAUCAAUAAUUUGCCACGUCAUAGCUCAAAUUUUCAAUCGAUUUGCUUUCUCGAAUUUUCUAGGGUCAAAAAAUCGCAUUUUUAUGAAAUUUUUGCCACGUCAUAACUCAAUUCUUUCAGAAACUCUUCAAAUCAAAUCAUCUCCUCGUCAAAAUCCGAAACUCUUCUCUGGACUCUGGAAAAUCCCGAAAUUUUUGAGCUCAAAAAUCAGAGCUCAAUGUCAAAUUUGAAGUGGAAUCCAAAAAAUCGCGAAUUUAUUCGCAUUUUCGUCGUCGAAAAAUCAAGUGGGAUUUGGUGAAAUUGCCGAUUUCACAGCGAAAAAAUCGACUCAAAAUUUGAAUUCUGCCUCGAAAUUACCGUCAAAAGUUAUUGAGGACAUCAAAACUUUCGCCGAAAAUUCGAAACGACUCAAAACUUUUGCCGAUUUUUUGAUGGAAAAAGCGGAAAACGAGGGAGAAGAGUUACGACAACUUGUCUGGCUUUUUUUGGCGGCGAAAAUUGAAGGAUCGAGUAGACGACGAUUUUUGAGAUAUCUGAAAUUGAUGGAUGAAGCUGAAAUGAAUGCGCAGAUUUUUGAGGAAAGAGAUUCGCGAAAUUCAACGCCUGAAAGUUUUGAAAACGAAUUUGGAGCGAAAUUAUCGUUUUUAGAUAGAGAUGGAUUGGAUUGGAAGAAUUUAGGUAGGAUUUUGGCUGAAAAUCUGGAAUUCUGAGCCCAAAAAUUGCCACGUCAUAGCUCAAAAACUUGCAGAUUCCUCCGAUUGGCUUCUGGUCACAAAUGCGAUAUGCGGAAAUCACGAAAUCAUCAUAAAUUCUCUGAUUUCGGAGAAAAAAUGGAUGUUGGCCACAAUCUACGCCUCAGCUCAUGAUAAAUCGCAAGUUUCUCGAAUUUUCGAGAAAUUCUUGGCUGCUGAAAAUACUGCUGAAAAAACUGCCCAAAUUAUCGAUCGAUUUUGUGUCGAAUGGGAAUCGGCCGAGUUUGGAGCGCAACGUGGAUUGUUUGCGACGAAAAUCGAGGAUUUUGUGCGCGGUUUUCCGGUGGAAAAAUGGCGAUAUAUGCUGGGCAUUUUGAUUGUGAGAAUUGAGGAUUUGAAGGAUUUGGAAGAUGCGAUGAGAAUUGUUGCAAAUGUUUGGAAAGAGCACAAAAGUUGGUCGAUUUUUUGAGCUGAAAUUCAAAAAAUUCCAGAAAAAAUGCUAUUUUUUGAGCUGAAAUUCAAAAAAUUCCAGAUUUUUAGAAGUGUGACCUUGUGGCGUGGCAAUUUAAAAAUAAGAUUUUUUUUUCGAAAAUGAAUUUUCGAAAUUGCCACGUCACAAGGUCACGCUUGAGAAAAUCUGGAAUUCCAGCUUGAAAAAUGUGCAUUUCCAGCCAGAAAAUCUGAAAUUUUGAUGUGAAUUGUGGUAAAUGUUUGGAAAGAGCACAAAAGUUGGUCGAGAAAAAAAAUUCCAGAAAAAAAUGCUCUUUUUUUGAGCUGAAAUUCAAAAAAUUCCAGAUUUUUAGAAGCGUGACCUUGUGACGUGGCAAUUUCGAAAAUUCAUUUUCGAAAAAAAAUCGAAUUUUUCCCUCAUAUAAUCCUCCGAAAAUAAUCUUUUUGCUCGAAAAUUUGAGCUAUGACGUGGCAAAUUAUUGAUUAUUUUUGGAGGAUUAUAUGAGGGAAAAAUCAGAUUUUUUUUUCGAAAAUGAAUUUUCGAAAUUGCCACGUCACAAGGUCACGCUUGAGAAAAUCUGGAAUUUCAGCUUGAAAAAUGUGCAUUUCCAGCCAGAAAAUCUGAAAUUUUGAUGAGAAUUGUUGCAAAUGUUUGGAAACAGCACAAAAGUUGGUCGACAAAAAAAAUUCCAGAAAAAAUGCUCUUUUUUGAGCUGAAAUUCAAAAAAUUCCAGAUUUUUAGAAGCGUAACCUUGUGACGUGGCAAUUUCGAAUAUUCAUUUUCGAAAAAAAAAUCGAAUUUUUCCCUCAUGUAAUCCUCCGAAAAUAAUCGAUAAUUUGCCACGUCAUAGCCCAAAUUUUCAAUCAAUAUUUUUUGCUUGAAAGUUUGAGCUAUGACGUGGCAAAUUAUUGAUUAUUUUCGGAGAAUUAUAUGAGGGAAAAAUCAGAUUUUUUUUUUGAAAAUGAAAUUGCCACGUCACGAGGCCAUGCUUCAAAUAAUCUGGAAUUUUUGGAGUUUCAGCCAGAAAAAUGUGAAUUUCCAGCCAGAAAAUCUGACAUUUUCAGAUCCCCUCCAAGCCCUAAUCCCACUCAUAAUUGCUGGCGAUUUGAACGAAUUCAUCAGCACAAAUUUGGAUUUUUUCCCCGAAAUCGAUAAAUUUCAUCAAAUCGAAGCGUUGAAAAUCGCAAAUCCCCCCAAAAAUUUGGCACAAUACGAAGAGGCUUUGAUGAGUUACGCCAGAAUUCUGCAGGAAAAUGAGAUGCACGACAUUUUGUGGGAAAUUCUCAAGGAGAAUCGCACGCAGAAUCCGGCAUUGGUGGAGAUGCGCGAAAAUUUGAGGAACAAAUUUGGUGGCAAAAUUUCGACGCCACAAUUUCCCGGAUUUGAUCCGCAUCGAAAAAGUGUGGAUGAGCAGGAGAAUGAGGUGAAAUCGGUGAAAAAUGGUGAGUUUUUUUCUAGGCCACGCCCAUUUUUCUGUGCGGCAAUGAGAAUUUUUGCAUUUUUUGAUACCAAACAAGACUCUAGGCUUAUUUAGUAUCAAAAAAUGCAGAAUUUUUCAGAUUUUCAGCCAAAGAAUCGAAUAAAUCUGAUAUUUUCAGCCCCAAUAUUAUCUGGCUGGAAUGAUCCACCGCCAAAUCUCACAAAUCCACCAACUUCAAAUUCUGCAAGAUCUGGAAUUAAUCGGACUGGAACUUCAAGAUAUCCACAACAACAACAACAACAACAAGGAUAUAAUUAUACUCCUAAUAUGAGCAAUCCUGCAUAUAAUGGUGCUAAUAUGAGCAAUACUGGUUAUAACCCUAACAUGAGCAAUCCAGGGUUUCCCCCGGGUGCAAGCAAUCCGACAUAUUCUAAUAUGAGUAAUCCCGGUUAUAAUCCUAAUUUGAGUUAUACACCUAAUAUGAGCAAUCCUCCUGCUAAUAUGAGCAAUGCUGCUCCUCCUCCUCAAUAUUAUGGAAAUUAUGCUGGAUAUUAA
Caenorhabditis angaria is the source of this 4040-nucleotide messenger RNA. NCBI's taxonomy places the organism in Eukaryota, Metazoa, Nematoda, Chromadorea, Rhabditida, Rhabditidae. The record is from the annotation of a GenBank genome assembly.